GGCGAGUUGGAAAGGUUCAAGGCGGAAGAUGUCAUCGCCGGCAGAGCGGGAGAACUUCGUGCAGCACUUCGGACAGACAACCUGAGCGAUGGGCUGCGGCUCCUCCAUGGAUACGCAGACGAAUCCUGUCGUCACGGAGGUCAGCUCGGAAGUGCAACCUCGCCAGAACGGCGCCGCCGGAAAUAUUGUCGAGCAGUAUGUGCGCCUGGACGAGCAGAUCAGCAAGCUGGAGGGUACCUGUCCUGGUCCGCGGAUGGCCACCGCCGAGGCCUGGGUGGAACACCUCCAGAGCAAGCACGAGGCGAUGCUAGGACUUGAGGGCAUGGGAGUGGCUCCUAUGCGGGAGAGGGAGGCGGAAACGGAGGAGGCGGUGCCCCUUCCGGGUUACACGAUGGGCCGGCAGGGCGACCCAAUUGUGGCCAACACACCCACCAAGGACUUGGCCCAGCUCGCCUACAACUUGGGCGUAAUUGGCGAUGCCCGCAAGGCUUCCAUGCACGAGGACUUCUUUGCCAACCUGAGCGAGUCCGCUUUGUAUUUGCUCAGCAUUCGUUUCUACGGCGAGCUGUUGGAACACACGAAGGUGCGUCUGAAGACCCUCGUCGAAAGCUAUGCGGAGCUGAACGAGCUGUACGUGAGGCAGGAUGGGAUUAUAGCGUACAUAAGCGGGGGAACGUACAUGACCCGGCUGGAGGAGAGAAUUGAUGAGCAGCUGGAGGCGGCCAGAGAUACCAGAGAUAAGCUGGGCAGCGCUCUGGAGCAGUGGCGCAUCUGCGGAUUACUGCUCAGAGCAGCUGCCAAUUCCUCUACGCAGGCAUUGAAGCAGUGGCGACAGCUUGGCAGGAUGAUAGAUCCUAAACAAAAGCUGCAGUGGGCCUUGGACUGUCGAAGUCUGCUGCAUGCCUCCAUGGUCUCCCUGGAGGCAGCUCAUAUGGCUCUGCCACAUGUGGAACUGAAGUACAUGAGUCACCGCCAAGUCCUAGCCGUCAAGCACUGUAACACCUACCUAAUCACGGACAUAGCCAACAAGGCGCGGUACGAGCACACCAGUCGCGUCUUCACCAGCUACGAAUCGAACAUGUCCAAGACCUGCACAUGGCUUUACGAGACCUUCAACCACACUCUGCGCGCCGACUUUGACAAAGCGGAAGAGACUGUGUGCAGGCUGUCCAAAACGCUGCGGGAUCAUCGCGAGGAAGUCUUUGGCACAGUGCGCAAGUGACAAGGAACUAAUUUGCUCAUUACUUUCGGAUUUUUGUACAUUACUUUAAUAAACAGUAGGCAUAACGUUAGUACCAAUAGCUCUUA
Messenger RNA from Drosophila biarmipes, 1308 nucleotides. RefSeq lists its product as uncharacterized. The coding region runs from base 89 to 1222 and encodes 377 amino acids. The transcript has 5 exons. The record is from RefSeq and is a predicted model, not a curated record. NCBI's taxonomy places the organism in Eukaryota, Metazoa, Arthropoda, Insecta, Diptera, Drosophilidae.